AUGCCUUUGUUUGGAGUGAAUCAAAUACUCUACGAGGCAGCCAGUAAAACACUCUCCAUUUCCAGGCUGCUUCACCGCUCAUUUGAAUUAUGUACACUGGAUUGCUUUCCUCAAGAAAAAGUGGAACUACUUGUACAAGAUGAGGGUGGCCUUAAUAGCUCCGUUAUUCUUACUAGCCUCGACUACAACAACUACACAGGUAAGCUGCUCUCUUACCUAGAGCCAGUCCUCCUGAGUUCAGAGCGGAGCAGGUUUGUGAAGUGUUGGCACGCUAAGACAGACGGCUGGGCGGCAUCGACAUUCCACAGCAACUGUGAUGGGAGGGGACCCACAGUGACAAUCAUCAAAGUGAACGAUUCCAUAUUUGGUGGAUACACUGACGUAUCAUGGAGCAGUUCCUGUGAUUGGUCUUCCGCCGCCAAAGCCUUUUUAUUCUCAUUUAACAACAUCAAAGGAUACAAUCCUGUGAAGCUGACACAAUACCGAAACCAGCAACACGCAAUGUACACAUGUUCCUCCUACGGACCCACUUUUGGUUCAGGACAUGACAUCUUCAUACGUGACGACGCAAUAAACAAUCAACUCUCUUAUACUGAAUGCGGUUGGACGUACUCUAACCCCACGGGUUAUUCAGCUGGAGACUGUGGAUUUUUCACGGGAAGUUUUUAUUUUACUCCAUCUGACAUUGAAGUUUUCUUCGAAAUAGGUGGCCUUGGUGCAUCUAUUAUACUUGGAAGCCUGGACCCCAAUAAAUACUUGGGAAAGCUGAUUUCGUUUUUAGACCCAGUUCUUCCCAAUGCAUCCCAUAGUGACUUUGUUAAGUGUUGGCACGCUAAGGCAGACGGCUGGGCGGCAUCGACAUUCCACAGCAACUGCGAUGGGAAGGGACCCACAGUGACACUCAUAAAAGUGAACGAUUCCAUAUUUGGUGGAUACACCGACGUAUCAUGGAGCAGUUCCUGUGCUUAUUCUCCAGCCAGUAAAGCAUUUCUCUUCUCCCUCAACAACAUCAAAGAAUACAAUCCUGUGAAGCUGACACAAUACCGAAACCAGCAACACGCAAUGUACACAUGUUCCUCCUACGGACCCACUUUUGGUUCAGGACAUGACAUCUUCAUACGUGACGACGCAAUAAACAAUCAACUCUCUUAUACUGAAUGCGGUGGAACGUACUCCAACCCCAAGGGGUAUUCAGCUGGAAACUGUGGUUUUUUCACAGGAAGUUACAAUUUUACUCCUUCUGACAUUGAAGUUUUCUUCGAAAUAGGUGGCCUUGGUGCAUCUACUAUACUUGGAAGCCUGGACCCCAAUAAAUACUUGGGAAAGCUGAUUUGGUUUUUAGACCCAGUUCUUCACAGUGCAUCCAGCACUGACUUUGUUAAGUGUUGGCACGCUAAGACUGACGGCUGGGCGGCAUCGACAUUCCACAGCAACUGCGAUGGGAGGGGACCCACAGUGACAAUCAUCAAAGUGAACGAUUCCAUAUUUGGUGGAUACACCGACGUAUCAUGGAGCAGUUCCUGUUUUUGGUCUUACGCCGCCAAAGCCUUUUUAUUCUCAUUUAACAACAUCAAAGGAUACAAUCCUGUGAAGCUGACACAAUACCGAAACCAGCAACACGCAAUGUACACAUGUUCCUCUUACGGACCCACUUUUGGUUCAGGACAUGACAUCUUCAUACGUGACGACGCAAUAAACAAUCAACUCUCUUAUACUGAAUGCGGUGGAACGUACUCCAACCCCAAGGGGUAUUCAGCUGGAAACUGUGGUUUUUUCACAGGAAGUUACAAUUUUACUCCUUCUGACAUUGAAGUUUUCUUCGAAAUAGGUAAGUUAUUGUACAGAAGCACUUAA
Messenger RNA from Pocillopora verrucosa, 1854 nucleotides. The record is from RefSeq and is a predicted model, not a curated record. NCBI's taxonomy places the organism in Eukaryota, Metazoa, Cnidaria, Anthozoa, Scleractinia, Pocilloporidae.